GUGUGAUAGAUAUUGCCGGAUCCAGCCCCGGGAGGACUGACACCACCCGACCGCUUGGGACUCGCCGAGAAUCCCGAUCUGAGGUCCCGAAUCCUGCACAGUCAAGUCACGCCAUCGGAGGGGACCAAUCCAGACACUGUGCAUCUACAUACGGCUCUUCGACCCGCAUGUCUGCAACCCGAUUUUCCAGGGCGGCGAGGCCACUCGGCCGAUCCCUGGGCACCUUUAACAGCCCCUGCCCCGCAGCCCGGCAACGCUUCACCACAACGCCUGCUCGGCGUGCCGCUCCCGGCAGCGGUCGGGGCCCUCGGGCUGCCUCAACAUGGCCGUUACCAGCUGUUUUUGGCGUUGCCACGGCCGCCGGACUGCUUGGCUGGGGUGCGUCCGAAAUUCGGCACCAAGGCUUCCCCGGCGCCGUGCUCCUUGACGGCACGUUCGCCGCGCCCCGUUAUGCAAGCAUGCGGGGGAUGGAGCAGGCUUUGGAUGAGAUUCGCCAAGAAAUCGGAGGCGAGGAGGACAUCAUCUCCAUUGAUCCCGAGGACCUGCACGCCCAUGGAUACUCGGAGUGGUCCACAGUCAACCCGGAAGGGCUACCAGUCGCGGUGGCCUAUCCGCGGUCGACAGAGCAGGUAUCGACCAUCGCACGCAUUUGCCACAAGUACUGCGUGCCCAUCAUCCCCUAUUCGGGGGGGUCGAGCCUCGAAGGGAACUUUUCGGCCCCAUUUGGCGGCAUCAGCGUCGACUUUGCUUACAUGGACAAGAUCGUCCAGUUCAACAAGGACGACAUGGACGUCGUGGUGCAACCGAGCAUCGGCUGGCAGGACCUGAACGAGCAGCUCUCCAAGAUGGGCGCUGGGCUCUUCUUCCCCAUCGAUCCUGGCCCGAGCGCGAAGAUUGGCGGCAUGAUUGGUACCAACUGCUCUGGCACUAACGCUGUCAAGUAUGGAACGAUGAAAGACUGGGUCAUCAAUUUGACGGUUGUGCUUGCCGAUGGCACCAUCAUCAAGACAAGGCGGCGGCCUCGCAAGUCGUCAGCGGGCUACAACCUUAACGGCCUGUUUGUCGGCUCCGAGGGUACCCUCGGCCUGGUCACCGAGGCAACGGUCAAGCUCGCUGUCAUCCCCGAGGAGUUUUCUGUCGCGGUCGUGACCUUCCCUUCAAUUCGGGACGCCGCCUCCGCUGCUGCCGGGGUGAUGCAGACCGGUGUCCCCGUGGCCGCCAUGGAGAUCAUGGAUGAAGUCCAGAUGAAGGUCGUCAACAUGGGAGGGGCGACCGCGCCGAGAGUCUGGAAGGAGAUGCCGACCCUCUUCUUCAAGUUCUCGGGGACCAAAGCUGGUGUAAAGGAGAAUAUUGGACUGGUGCAGAGGAUUACCAAAGCCAACAAAGGAAGCAACUUUGAGUUUGCCAAGGACGCCAGGGAGCAGAAGCUCCUUUGGUCUGCUCGGAAGGAGUCGCUGUGGUCUAUGCUUGCGUUGCGCAAGGAGGGCGAGGAAGUUUGGAGUACCGAUGUAGCGGUGCCAUUCAGCAGGCUUGCGGACAUCAUCGAAGUCAGCAAGAAGGAGAUGGAUGACCUGGGCCUGUUCGCCAGCAUUCUGGGCCACAUUGGGGAUGGAAACUUCCACGAGAGCAUCAUCUACAAUCGACAGGACCCCAAAGAAAGGGAGAAGGUCGAGGUUUGUGUGAAAAACAUGGUAAAACGAGCGCUGGAGAUGGAGGGGACCUGCACCGGCGAGCAUUCUAUUGGUUGGGGCAAGAAGGAGUCACUUGUCUGGGAGGUCGGACAGGACACGCUGGGGGUCAUGGUCAGUCUCAAAAAACGUCUUGAAUGGACUGCCAGGCUAACACAUCACAGAAAUCCAUCAAGGCCGCGCUGGACCCUAACUGGAUCAUGUUGGUCUCCCCUUUCCACCAUCAGGCCAUUCCCUUGAGGUUUACUAAUAAUGGUUGCAGGAACCCGGGCAAGAUUUUUGAUAGACAAGGCUGAAUAAAGGGGUCGACGGGCCCUUGCAUGGGUUACAGCGAUACCCCUGAAUGGGCACCUG
Chaetomium fimeti is the source of this 2042-nucleotide messenger RNA. RefSeq lists its product as uncharacterized. Lineage: Eukaryota; Fungi; Ascomycota; Sordariomycetes; Sordariales; Chaetomiaceae. Gene Ontology annotation, biological process: lactate catabolic process. The coding region runs from base 168 to 1928 and encodes 586 amino acids. The record is from RefSeq and is a predicted model, not a curated record. Gene Ontology annotation, cellular component: mitochondrion. The transcript is spliced from 4 exons. Gene Ontology annotation, molecular function: D-lactate dehydrogenase (NAD+) activity; FAD binding; D-lactate dehydrogenase (cytochrome) activity.